GGUGAAGACAGCUUUAGUUGACUGCAAUACGACGUCGGUUUAAGGCUGCCGGGGUUCCAAUGGGUCUUGACGAUGAGCCACCCACGAGCUGCCGCCUUGCUGGGAAAGGAUAGAUAGGCACCAAUCAACGAAGUGUAGAAAUAGACGAUAUAAACCGCGGGCAGCCGUCAUGGAAUGGGCCCUGAUCCGGGCGGGUGAUCAUACUCACACCUUCAAUGACGAAGGAUCUCCAACCUAAACACCCAGUCGGAGCUAAAAGAUGGGCCUCUACGGCUUAAACUAUCGAUGUAUAUCGUUCCUUUUAUGCGCGUGUUUAAUAUUGGCGAGACCCGUGAAACGCGCCCCUCUCGAAUACCUACAAACCACUCAACACGGCGACGUCGCCUUCGGGCUUGGCGACAAGAUUUACUUAGCAAACAUUCGGUACCCCAAGACGAUCCUCGGCGGGAACGACCGGGCUGCGGCAAACCGGCAGGGUUCCUUGGUACCAUUCGCUGUCGUAUUUGCAGACAGAGAAGUUGUAACUGCCGAGUAUUUGCGAGAUAUUAUUGCGAGCUACUUAGAGGGUGACGACGUGUUCUCGGAGGACUUCUUGGAGGGUGUAUACAUUGUCAAUAAUGGCACGAGCAACAGCCAGAUCCUGGAUGCAAGUGCGCUUGAAUACCUGGACGAUCUUGCACCGCAGCAUUUACUCUUAGAUGUCAGUUUUGAAAGUAGCUGUUUAACUUACGUCGGGGACUCAAGUGCUAACAACCUCACUGCUGGGCCAUACGCCGCGCUGGUUUCGGAUGGCUCGAUAGUGUUCGGGACAGUGUACCGACUCUAUCGCGACUCAUACCGCAACUUUCUCUAUGGCGCAUAUGAGUCCAAUGAUGGGGAGGGCAGUUUUAGACCCGUAGAAAUAUUCCAGCCCCGAUUCUGGGACCCCAUGAUCCCAGUGCCAUCCCGUAUUUACAGCUGGGACGACACGAGGCCACUCGCAGGUUAUCGAGUCGCGAUCAAAGAUCUAUUCGACAUAAAGGGCCUAAUCACAUCGGGCGGCAGCCAGGCAUGGGCGGAGAUCGUCGAGGUUGCGAACGAGACUGCACCAUCCAUCCAACGGAUAGUUGAUUUAGGUGGUGUUCUCAUCGGCAAGUAUAAAUUGGCGCAAUUCGCAUCGGGUGCGAAUCCUUGGGACUGGCAAGACGAGCAUUACCCAUUCAACCCGCGCGGCGACGGUUGGCUUACGUGCUCUGCCUCAUCCUCUGGUGGUGGCUGCUCUGUAGCUGCGUACGACUGGCUUGACCUUGCAAUCGGCUCGGAUACCGGAUCCUCGAUGAGACGACCUGCUGCGGUGUCCGGGACCUACGGGAAUCGACCGAGCCAGGGGCUAAUGACGCUUUCCAGAGUCAUGCCGCUCGGUGCGGCGACAGACACAGCAGGAGUAUUCUCCCGAAACGUGCGCGAUUGGGUGCGCUUCGCUAAGAACUGGUACGUCCCUGAGAUGUGCCAGGACACUUCGAUCACGGGUUUGAGCCCCCUCGAAGCACCCGACUCAUAUGGCUUCCCAAAGCGCAUCUUGUAUCUCACCGACUACUUACCCCUGAAGAACCCGGCCGCGGAAGAGAUACUUCAGGGGUUUAUCCGAAAUCUGACGACGGUUUUUGGGAUGACGGUCGAAGAUUUUAAUUUGACUGCGGUUGUUGGUAACACAACUGGCGAAGUCCCUAAAUAUGACGCUCUAAAUAACGCCACGGCCGUCAUUAACUCUGUGACGCAGUACCAAAAGGUGGGUAAACCGCUUAUUGCAGCAUGGGGGGAACGAUAUGAGGGUCGCUUUCCACCGAUCGACCCAGCCCAGCGGCCCAGAUGGAAGGCGUACAACGAAUCGUUGUAUACCGAUGAGCUGUAUAACCGGUCUCUAAGUGUUAAGCGAGCGGCCGUAGACUGGUUUGAAUCGGAGAUACUAUACUCAACCCCGGAAUCGUGCAGUGAAAGCAUCAUGCUGUGGGACAUUGGCACAGGCGGGUUGCCGAGCUACCGGGAAGAAUCUCUCAACAGCGAUCCCAACACGACAGCCUUCCUAGCCGUGACACCGCAAACGGCAGGUAUCAAUGGGGCCAGCUUAUGCCCCAUAUACGGAUGUGUCGACAUGACGAUUCCGAUCGGGCAAGUCCCCUACUUGAGCAAUGUGAGUUUCAUCGAGGAGAUGAUGCCGGUUACGGUGAGUGUUAUUGCAAAAAGAGGCUGCGACUUUAUGCUGUGGAACAUGUGGGAGAAGCUUGCGGAUGAGGCGUUUUGA
This is a messenger RNA of Daldinia vernicosa, 2281 nucleotides long. RefSeq names its product amidase family protein. Lineage: Eukaryota; Fungi; Ascomycota; Sordariomycetes; Xylariales; Hypoxylaceae. Bases 260 to 2281 code for a protein of 673 amino acids. The record is from RefSeq and is a predicted model, not a curated record. The transcript is spliced from 3 exons.